GGUUGAUUAAUGUCUUCUGUGGCCCCACAUUCUCCUAGUCUCGUGCCUUGAAUUCACCCUCUCGCUUUAAACGCAUCGCCAGAGCCUCAGCGGCGAAGCACAAGAAACAUAACAUGGACAAGGAACAGCAACGGGACGCCGCCAUGAAAAGGGCUCUUCUUAUUUUCAACUGCGUUUUGUUAGCCAUCGGCAACUGCGGCGGUCCGUUGGUUAUGCGUCUGUAUUUCGUCCACGGCGGAAAGCGCGUGUGGCUCUCGAGCUGGCUAGAAACCGGCGGCUGGCCCAUUAUUUUCAUCCCUUUGGCCAUCAGUUACUUCCACCGCCGCCGGGCCGCGGCCGGAGAAUCAACCACGCUCAUCUUCAUGAAACCACGCCUGUUUCUGGCCGCCACCGUGAUCGGCGUCAUCACCGGCUUCGACGACUACCUCUACGCGUACGGCGUGGCGCGGCUCCCGGUGUCGACGUCGGCUUUGAUUAUUGCGUGCCAGCUGGCGUUCACGGCGGUGUUCGCGUACCUGCUGGUGAAACAGAAGUUCACGUCGUACUCGAUAAACGCGGUCGUUCUAAUGACGAUUGGAGGGGCAGUUUUGGCAUUGCACACGAGUGGGGACCGCCCCGCCGGAGAAUCAACGAAAGCGUACGUGGCCGGGUUCUUGAUGACGGUGGCGGCGGCGUUGCUUUACGGAUUCGUUUUGCCGCUGGUGGAAUUAACGUACAAAAAGGCGAAGCAGCAAAUUACGUAUACUUUGGUCCUGGAAAUUCAGCUGGUUAUGUCCUUAUUCGCCACUCUCGUCUGCACCGUUGGGAUGUUAAUCAACAACGAUUUUCAGGUAAUUCCUCGGGAGGCAAGAGAAUUCGGACUUGGGGAGACCAAAUACUACGUCGUACUGGCGUUCAGCGCCAUAAUCUGGCAAGGUUUCUUCUUGGGGGCGAUUGGGGUUAUUUUCUGCUCGUCGUCUCUGUUUUCAGGGAUAGUAAUCGCGGUGUUACUGCCGGUGACGGAAAUUCUGGCGGUUGUGAUUUUUAGUGAGAAGUUUCAGGCGGAAAAGGGAGUGUCUUUGGCUCUGAAUCUGUGGGGUUUUGUGUCUUAUUUUUACGGUGAAAUUAAGCACGACAAAAAGAGGAAGCUGGAGCUUCAAAACGCAGAAUCAGCAUGUCAAAUUACAAGUGUCUGAAGUUUCWGUUUUUGUUCAUUUUUAUGUUUUUAAUUAAUUAAUCAUGAGACUUUGUUAGGGGAAAAGUAAUUAAUUAUGGUGUCAGCGUUGGGUGUGGAUGUUUACAACGCUUCUUUAUUUUUUGUUUUUGUAUGUUUGUGAGGAAUAGUGGGUGUAUAAAGUUAAUUCAUCCAAUCCUUUCAGUUAUUAGGAAAGUUUAGASAGGGAAUAUUUAAGUAUGACCCGAGGUUUUCUUUUACCAAACCUUACUGUGUAACCCCACCAAAAUUUCCUCAAUUUAAAUCUCUGCUCAUUACAUAUUGUAUUAAAAAAUA
Messenger RNA from Momordica charantia (bitter melon), 1489 nucleotides. Its product is annotated as purine permease 3. NCBI's taxonomy places the organism in Eukaryota, Viridiplantae, Streptophyta, Magnoliopsida, Cucurbitales, Cucurbitaceae. Gene Ontology annotation, molecular function: purine nucleoside transmembrane transporter activity. Gene Ontology annotation, cellular component: membrane. The record is from RefSeq and is a predicted model, not a curated record.